Molecule: messenger RNA, 995 nt
Organism: Trichomycterus rosablanca
Lineage: Eukaryota; Metazoa; Chordata; Actinopteri; Siluriformes; Trichomycteridae
Product: protein phosphatase 1 regulatory subunit 3E
Exons: 1
Coding region: 55-987 (310 amino acids)
Biological process (GO): regulation of glycogen biosynthetic process
Cellular component (GO): protein phosphatase type 1 complex
Molecular function (GO): glycogen binding; protein phosphatase 1 binding
Source: RefSeq, a predicted model, not a curated record
CUUCCAUCCUUGCCUCAGCAGGACAGCCAAGUUUCCACAUUCUGCAAACGUUUUAUGGAAACCGAAUCUGGCGAGACUGUGGUCAUGCUACCUCCGAAAACGUGCAUUCCGAGAAAUUACAGCUGCAUCGCGGGCUUGUUCGGGAGCCUGGCUGCGAACCAGAAGCUAGACGAUGAAGCAGAUGAAGAGAAGGAAGAAGAUGAGGAAGAGGAGGCGAUCAACGGAGAAUGCGAUCCGUGUCAGAUGCGCGUAGUGGAUGAGAGACCGAGGGGACGGGAAUCUCUCCCCAAACCUCCUCUCAGUCCGGGUGCGCGCCGGAGAUGCAAAUCCUUACCCAGUUCUGCAGAAAGAGCGAAAUUAGAAGUUGCGCGCAUAUGCAGUCCGUCCAGCCAGAAGAAAGUGCGUUUUGCGGAUUCUCUCGGUUUGGACCUGAUCUCCGUGCGCCACUUUGAUGACUCCGACGUGCCUGAAAUCCCCGAACGCGUCAUGGACAAGUUUAAAAAAGCCCGGGCUCUUCAUCUCAACAACUUCGAAACUUCUGGUACCCAGACCACCUUCGUGGAGACGUUGUUCACCAGUCCAGGAUCGCUCCCCGAUUACCACGAGCGUCUCCAAAGCGCAAAAGUGCUGCUUGAAUCGAUCCAGACUGAUGAGUUCAGCAUCUCGGGAACCGUGCGCGUCCUGAACCUGGCUUUUGAGAAGUGCGUCUCUAUAAGGUACACGCUGAAUAACUGGCUGACAUUAGUAGAUCUACCGGCUUCAUACGUUCUCAACUCGAGCGAUGGAUUAAGCGAUAAAUUUUCCUUCAAGAUCGUCACCCCGGCGUUUUUUGACAGUGGAGGAAGCCUUCAGUUCGCCAUCCGUUACUGCGUCGACGGAACUGAGUAUUGGGACAAUAAUGAAGGCAAGAAUUACAAAGUGAGACGCCAUCGAUUCAAAAUCUCACCCCCUCGAGAAUGGGAUAACGGAUGGAUCCACUUUAUUUAGUGCGUAAU